GCUUGGUGAGAGUGGGAGAAACUUCAGCCCUUCGCGGUGGGGCGGAGUGUGUUCCAGUGGGUGUGUGAGAGCUUAAAAUCCCGUGCGGUGCAUUCCUGGACUGUCAUAUUUAGUAGUCUCAGCAAGUAGUGGGAGAGAGAACAGUUCCUCAAAGUUUUUUGAGGGGAUAAGAAGCAGACUCUUCAACACUGAUCCUUAACAGAGAAAGAUGCCAGGUGAGAGGUUGACAGUCAGACGCAUAUCUGAUGUGGGGCGCUUUCCUGGUGCAGCCCCGCCCACCAGGGUGGAGUUGUCCAUUCACAAGGAAGGGGAAAAAACAACAGAGGACACGGCUUGCCGCCGCUGGUUUAGGAAAAUGUGUCCAUGCUGCUGUAAAUGCCAGAAGAGCAAUACCUAUGAUGUCACGGAUAAAGUGGAACUGGUAAACCCUCCCACACCUAUUCCAGAACUUGAUGGGCCAAAGCCAGAAAAUGGAGAUUCAAAGGAAAUGGAAGUCGUGAAGUUGUCCGUGCGCUCUGUGGAUCUGCUGAGCUCCAAGACGGGAACGAACAGACAGGAGCACCACACUGACCUGUACCACACAGAAGAGCUGAUCAUCCGCAGAGGACAGACGUUCCAAAUCGAGCUAGAGCUCAACAGGCCCUUCAGCGCUGACACCGACAAGCUGCAUCUAGAUCUCAGAACAGGUCCACUACCACAGGUGUCCAAAGGGACCCAUGUCAUCAUCCCACUGGUGGAUACCUUGGACAACAAACGAUGGGGGGCGAAGAUUGAAGAGCAGAAAAACAACAAGGUUAAGUUGUCUGUCAAGUCUACAGCCAAUGCUGCGAUUGGUCUUUAUGGUCUGACGGUCACAACGAGCCCCCUGAAAAAUGAAACUCCAAAUAUUUACACCUCCAGCAAGAACAUCAUCAUGCUCUUCAACCCUUGGUGUGCAGAGGACACAGUAUUCCUGGAUGAUGAAGAGGAGAGGAAGGAGUAUGUGUUGAAUGACACUGGAAGAAUUUAUUAUGGAACUGAGAAUCAAAUUGGAGCCCGCACGUGGAAUUUUGGUCAAUUUCAAGAGGGAAUCUUGGAAGCCUGUCUAUUCGUUCUGGAGAAGAGUGACAUGCCUCCAUCUGGCCGGGGGGAUCCUGUAAAUGUUGUCAGGGUCAUAUCAGCCAUGAUAAACGCCCUAGACGAUUAUGGAGUUCUAAUCGGAAAAUGGUCCGGGAAUUACUCUGAUGGGGUGUCUCCGGCUGCAUGGAGCGGCAGUGUGGAGAUUCUGAGAAAAUACCACUCCUCCAAUGGAAUGCCUGUGUCAUAUGGGCAAUGUUGGGUCUUCUCCGGAGUCACGACAUCAGUUCUCCGUUGUCUCGGCAUACCUGCUCGCAGCGUGACCAACUUCCAGUCCGCUCAUGACACUGAUGUGUCCCUCACGACGGAUGUUUAUUUUGAUGAGGAUAUGGAGCCAAUCGACUACCUCAAUAGCGAUACCGUCUGGAAUUUCCACGUAUGGAAUGAUUGCUGGAUGGCCAGGCCAGACUUGCCCCACGGUCACGGGGGCUGGCAAGCUGUCGACUCCACCCCCCAGGAGACGAGCCAGGGUACCUUCCGCUGUGGCCCUGCCUCGGUCACCGCCAUCCGCUCUGGCCAAGUCUACCUCAAACAUGACACACCGUUUGUUUUUGCAGAGGUCAACAGUGACAAGAUCUACUGGCAAAGGAAUCCCGAUGGUACAUUCAGCCAGAUCCACAGUGAGAAGAAGGCCGUUGGCCACUCUAUCAGCACGAAAGCAGUGGGCUCUGACCAGCGCGCUGACAUCACUCAUUUGUACAAACAUCAAGAAGGUUCAGAGGAGGAACGUAUCGCCGUAGAGACUGCUUGUCGUUUUGGCAGUAAGCCAGAUGUCUACUCCUCGCCCAUGGCAGAGGACGUCCGCGUAGAAGUGAGGAUGGAGGGAGAGGGGCCCAGAAUGGGGGCCGACGCCCGGCUGAGCAUCGUGGUGAAGAACCUGAGCUCUGAGCCCCGUAGAACUACGCUGCACUGUCAGGUGGCUGUCAUGUACUACACCGGUGUGGUGAAGGGCACCAUCAAGAAGGAGCAGUUGCCAGUGGAGCUUUUGCCCAAUGAAGAACAAACCAUCGAGUGGGUUUUGCCUUAUCAACAAUACCAGAACCAGCUGGUGGAUCAGGCAGCACUGAUGCUGACAUUGUCCGGAAGAGUCAACGAGACCAAGCAAGUGUUAGCCAACCAGACGUGCUUCAGGCUCCUGACACCUGAUCUCAACAUCACGCCUUUGGGAGAAGCUGUGGUCGGUAAGGAAAUGGCAGCCAAGAUCACGUUCACGAACCCGCUGCCAAGGAUGCUGAAUGGCGUGCUCUUUAGAGUGGAAGGACUCGGAUUGCAGAAAGGCCACGAAGUGUUUGUGGGUGACGUGAGCGGUCACUCCACCGUGACGCUGACAGAACACUUCGUCCCGACCCAACCCGGGCCCAGGAAACUGGUGGCAUCUCUCGACUGCAAACAGCUCACGCAAGUGCACGGAGUGGCCGACAUCGUUGUUCUGGAACAAUGAGAGGCGGCUAGCUGCAUCGCCUCUUGUCACAUUCUUCACUGACGCCUGUAAAAUAUGAAGUCAAUAUGAAGUAUUCUGUUCAUAUAUAUGGACAUUUGCACUUUGUGCAGCUGCGAAAAAAAACAUGAGUAGAAAAUGAUCAUAUUUUUGCUUUAAACACACCGCACAGUGUUCGUGUUACUGAAAGCACGUAGCACAAUUUUUUUUUGUUUUUUGUUUUGUUUAAUCAAAAAUUUUCACGAUGAAGGUCAAAACCAUUUUUUCGCACUGAAAAAACAUAACUGAACAAACAUUUUUAAUUCCUUUUUCUACUGCGUGUUUGAAACUGACAUAAGCAUGUGAAACGUGUUCUCAGACAAAGUGAACCUCACAAGGACACCAAGAGAGCAUAGAAGGUUUGGAUGCACUGUAAUUUAACGGCCUCAGUGGCAAUUUCUUCUUCUGCUUUAUUUCAUAAAAGACACGCUUCUCCUGUUUGUGAAAGAAUAUUGCUCAAAAGGGAAAAAUGCAGAAGCCUCAUUCACGUGUCGCCUCCUGCAUUACCAUAGAAGACUAGAACCGUUUGUUUUGCUUCUUUCACAAUAGUAUUGAUGUUCAUGUGUACACUAACGAUGAAGUAAGCACACUACUGUAUCAUGUUAAGACUGUCAGGUAUCAUUAUGAGAAUUGAAAACACUGACCCCGACGGAGCUGACCCCUUUCGCUAUUACAAUCUACUCAACCUCACCGAACUCGCGAUAAAAUGUGAAGGAACCUGUUUCACUACCAUUUUACUAUUUAUUUUUUUGUAUGGCCUAAGAUGAUGAUAAAACUAUAGCUGGACACUAAAA
Messenger RNA from Hippocampus comes (tiger tail seahorse), 3387 nucleotides. It is a transcript of the gene tgm1l1, whose product is annotated as transglutaminase 1 like 1. The record is from RefSeq and is a predicted model, not a curated record. The coding region runs from base 209 to 2557 and encodes 782 amino acids. The transcript has 14 exons. Gene Ontology annotation, molecular function: protein-glutamine gamma-glutamyltransferase activity. Gene Ontology annotation, biological process: peptide cross-linking. NCBI's taxonomy places the organism in Eukaryota, Metazoa, Chordata, Actinopteri, Syngnathiformes, Syngnathidae.